AUGGCAGCCAAAAUCGCUCCCAAAGCCAUCUCUGCCAUCAGCCGGCCCAGCACAAUCGCUCCGGCUCUGAGGAAUGCUCGAGGCCAUGCCGCUGCUGUUGAGCCCCCAGCUCCCGGACCUGGCGUGGCGCGGGCGUACUACCGAGACGGAGAUGUGAGGACCAACUGGAGGCGAUCCGAGAUCCAGAAGAUCUUUGAUGGGCCAUUGAUGGAGACUAUCUUCAGAGCUGCUACCGUACACAGGAUGCACCACGACGCGUCUCGUAUACAGAUGUGCACGCUCAUGAACAUCAAAACUGGUGGAUGCAGCGAAGACUGCAAAUACUGCUCCCAAUCCUCCCGCUACAGCACCGAGACCAAAGCCACUCGGCUGGUCGACAUCGAGCCUGUUCUCGAAGCAGCUCGUCAAGCGAAGGCGAACGGAUCCACACGCUUCUGCAUGGGAGCGGCAUGGCGGGAUCUGGCGGGACGGAAGAGCGGCUUUGAGAAGAUCUUGAAGAUGGUUACCGAGGUUCGAGGGAUGGGCAUGGAGGUCUGCACGACUCUUGGCAUGCUGUCUCCCGAGCAGGCUAAGCGGCUCAAGGAGGCCGGUCUGAGCGCAUACAACCAUAACCUCGACACCUCGAGGGAAUUCUACCCGGAGGUGAUCUCCACGAGGUCCUACGAUGAAAGACUAGCUACAAUUGAGGCUGUCCGCCAAGCCGGUAUCUCAGUCUGCUCCGGCGGUAUCCUCGGUCUUGGGGAGAAGGACGAGGACCGUGUCGGCUUGAUCCACGAGGUUUCGAGGAUGCCCGCUCACCCGGAAUCAUUCCCCGUCAAUACCCUUGUCCCCAUAGAAGGUACCCCGCUGGAGAAGAACGAUCCUGUCGAGGUCCACACCGUACUUCGGACCAUCGCGACAGCUCGUAUUGUGCUCCCGAACACUAUCAUUCGUCUUGCUGCUGGUCGGCACACGUUCUCGGAGACUGAACAGGCCAUGGCAUUCAUGGCAGGUGCGAACGCGAUCUUUACCGGCGAGAGGAUGUUGACCACUCCCUGCUCUGGCUGGGACGAGGACAAGUCUAUGCUAGGCCGCUGGGGUCUGAGGGGACAGAGGAGUUUCGAGGACCAGGAGAGCCUCGAGAUCCCGCAGGCCCAGACUGAAGCGGCGGUGUCUGCUACUGCCUGA
Messenger RNA from Dioszegia hungarica, 1167 nucleotides. RefSeq names its product biotin synthase. Gene Ontology annotation, cellular component: mitochondrion. Gene Ontology annotation, biological process: biotin biosynthetic process. The transcript is spliced from 8 exons. The record is from RefSeq and is a predicted model, not a curated record. Gene Ontology annotation, molecular function: 2 iron, 2 sulfur cluster binding; biotin synthase activity. NCBI's taxonomy places the organism in Eukaryota, Fungi, Basidiomycota, Tremellomycetes, Tremellales, Bulleribasidiaceae. The coding region runs from base 1 to 1167 and encodes 388 amino acids.